Molecule: messenger RNA, 873 nt
Organism: Ficedula albicollis (Collared flycatcher)
Lineage: Eukaryota; Metazoa; Chordata; Aves; Passeriformes; Muscicapidae
Product: cytochrome b-like
Exons: 2
Biological process (GO): mitochondrial electron transport, ubiquinol to cytochrome c
Cellular component (GO): membrane
Molecular function (GO): electron transfer activity
Source: RefSeq, a predicted model, not a curated record
GGCCAGACUGCUCCGAGCUCCCCGCACAUCCCUCACCGGGGAACUCCCCAUUCCGGUACUCACCGCGCUGCCUCCGUUCCGCCCAUCACCAUCACCCGCAGGGACGCCAGGGGAAGUUUCUCCAGCCCAGUCCUGCUCGGAUGGGCGGGAAGAAAGGAAGAGGCCACGGGGGUAAGGAGGGGCAGGUUGCUGUCGGGGAGAGGAGGGCGGCCACGGAGGCUGUCCCACACCAGGCUGCGGGGGUGGGCCACUCCUCCCCUUCGCCCCGGUGUUUCCCACCCACUUAUCCACCCCGCUCCCCCUCAUCCCAUCUGCCAAACGCUAGUAGAAUGAGCCUGAGGAGGACUUUCAGUCGAUAACCCUACACUAACCCGAUUCUUUGCCCUUCACUUCCUGCUCCCAUUCGUCAUCGUACGGCUUACAUUAGUCCACCUCACCUUCCCACACGAAACGGGCUCAAACAACCCAUUAGGCAUUCCCGCAGUCUGCGACAAAAUUCCAUUCCACCUAUACUACUCCACAAAAGACAUCCUAGGGUUCUCACUCGUACUCAUCCCGCUCGUCUCCCCAGCCCUAUUCUCCCCCAGCCUGCUAGGGGACCCAGAAAACUUCACACACAAACCCACACCACCUCACAUCAAACGCGAAUGAUACUUCCUAUUCGCAUACGCCAUUCUACGCUCUAUUCCAGACAAAAUGGGAGGAGUACUAGCCCUAGCUGCCUCCGUCCUAGUCCUAUUCCUAACCCCACUACUUCACACACCCCAACAACGCUCACUAACCUUCUGACCCCUCUCACAGAUCCUAUUCUGAACCCUAGUUGCUAACCUACUUAUCCUAACCUGAGUGGGAAGCCAACCAGCCGAACACCCA